AUGGUGCGUUUAGCGUGGUUCGUUACUAAUGCAGUGUUAUGUUUUCCCUUCGUUCAAUCGGAAACGUUGCAUCAUUUGACAGAUGGGACAGAACUAAAACUCGCAUUUUUGGUACACCGACAUGGAGACAGAACCCCUGUUGAAUCUUCCAUAAAGUAUAGUGACAAUCAAGAAGAAUUGGAGGAUCUAACAAAGCCAUAUGGAUAUGGACAACUAACAAACAAGACGGUAUAUUUCCCGACACCAAAACACCAACCAAACACCGACACCAAAAUAGGUCGGAAACGUCGGAGCUACGAUAUGGGGAAAUUCAUCCGUGAGAGGUACGAUGAACUGUUGUCGAAGGAAUACAACUCCUCCGAACUCUAUUUGCGCUCAACUGAUUCUACGCGCGCGAAGAUGACAGCCCUAGCUUCAAUGGCUGCUGUGUUCCCACCCGAUGGUGACAAUUGGAGUAAAGACAUAAACUGGGUGCCCGUACCAUAUACAACCUUACCGGCAAAAUAUGACUACAACCUUGCAAUCUUUAACUGCCCAGUCCUAGCGGAUGCCUACAAAAGCAGGAUGGCGUCAAAUUCCUCCCAGAUGGAUCCUUACAGACAUCUCUUCCGGCUCUUUGGCAAAAUGAGUCGGCAU
Iphiclides podalirius (scarce swallowtail) is the source of this 636-nucleotide messenger RNA. The record is from the annotation of a GenBank genome assembly. Lineage: Eukaryota; Metazoa; Arthropoda; Insecta; Lepidoptera; Papilionidae.